Molecule: messenger RNA, 822 nt
Organism: Centruroides sculpturatus (bark scorpion)
Lineage: Eukaryota; Metazoa; Arthropoda; Arachnida; Scorpiones; Buthidae
Exons: 1
Coding region: 1-822 (273 amino acids)
Source: RefSeq, a predicted model, not a curated record
AUGUCUCAAGGCAGAAAGAGGAAGACUUAUUCACCGACUAUACCGGAGAGAACACCAAGUAGACCUAGAAGGAGUAGUUUAGGUCAGGAGGAGGAGGUUACAGAAUUACUGCAAGAUUCGAAUUUUGAUGUAUCGGAAGGUGUUCGUUUAUUAUUACGUAUGCAUGCUGCUCUUAAUGGCAAGGUGGAGGAUUUUAUAAAGCGACUCGACCAUCUUACGGAAUGGCUUAAGAAUGUGGAUGAGGCACUUGUUGAUUUUGAGGUUAGAUUAGUGGAUAUUGAGGCCAGGAUUGGUUCGGGCGGAUCGGAGUCGGUGAGUUCUUCUCUUAUUGAUAAUAUUAGUACGAAAGUCUCGAAAAUGGAACGAGAGAUAGAUUACAUGGAUAAUCAGCGAAGAAUUAAUAAUGUAAUAAUACAUGGUUUGGAGGAAGGGGCUGGAGAAUCGGCUAAUGAUACUUUAGAGGCAGUUAAACUCUUUGCUAUGAAUAAGCUGAAUUUGCCUGUGUUGAGAUAUGUUGAUGCUAGGAGAGUUGGAAAGAAAUUUGGUGAUAGGCCUAGAAUAAUAAUUUGUCAGUUUGGGUCUCUUAAUGAUAAAUUAUCUUUUAAAAAAGCUGUUUUUGAGUCCCGUAAUUUGAAUGUAUUUGUUAAUGAUGACUUUUCGCAACGAAUAAGAGAUAUAAGGUAUAAGUUAAGGAUGUUUGGAAAACAGAAGAAAUCUGAAGGUGCUCAGAAAAUCCGUUUAACUUAUGAUAAAAUAUUUAUUGAUGGAGUGAAAUACGGAUAUGAUGAGAAUUCGGGUAAAAUUAUUGUUGUUUCUUCAUAG